AGGCAAAAGGUGGUCUUCGGUGUACUUAUUUCUGAUAAAGUUUAGUGUUUUGGCCUCGAUUUUUGUUUAAUUUAUCUGUAUGUAACCCGUUGCAGCAACCCCAAAGGGUAAACGGUUUUCCCGGUCCAAAAGUUGUGCUCAUAUGUAGUGACCGGAUCGAUUAAGUUUUCCACAUUUCCGCUAAACAGUGCCCGAACGAUUCAAGGCCCGGCAGAACAACACCAAAUACCGCCAGCGCCAGUAGACAAAACGUGCUCGAGUGGAAUAAAACGGUGUGUAGAGCGGUCGACGAGCCACUACUAAAUACCGCGAACAAAGCUGUCUCAACAACACAUUUCUCUUGCCGCGUGUCCUUAAGAAAGUAACCGACCUUACCGGAAGCACGUGUAAAUAGCCGAACCGAGUUUCGUGUGCCUUCGUGCUGUCGGUUGGUUGGUGUUGGUGGUUUGUUUUCACUUUUCGUACGACCGCGCCGCCGCUGUGCGUGCGUGUCAACCUUUCGCUGCUGUGGCGUGUAACGGAAGUGGUAGUAGCUCUUCGGAUCGCGAGCGUGAGACAGAGACGCCUUUGCCAGGCCCCAGAAGGCUUCCCGCGAAUACACCUCGACGACAACGGCUCGAUAACAAACGCUAGCUGGUGGCUGAUAAACGCGUGUGUCCGUUUUGUUUCCUUCGGCAGCAGUGCGCGCAAUGAAUCUGAUUACGCGUCUCAGUGUAUGUGUGCAUGUUCGUGUGUCCGACUGUUGACAAGAUCUCAUCAUUGGGAACGGGCGCAAGUCGCCGCGAGUCGUGCACAGAGUGAUAAGUGAUAAACCACCCACUUCGCACCAUGCGCCACUCUGGUUUUGCGAUAACAUAUGGUAGCGAAAAAUCGGUCGUUUCGUGGCCGGGACGGUUGAAGUGCGUGAAGCAAGGGUGUGCUGGGCUAGUAUCGACGCCGCCAAGGUCAGCAAAACAUUGUGCAACUAGUUGUUUAGUAAAUUUCUAAUUUACCAUAAAACACACACACUCCCCCAUCCCCUUGUUCUCCUACCAAAAAAGGCUGCUUCAUCGAUAUUGGCGCAUUCUGGUCAGUCCCAUCGAAAGGGCCGCGUGUGCUGAUGUAGAAUCUAUGGUGCAUCACAAGUGCGCGUAAAAAGAUACCUCGAAGAUACCCAAUAGCAGCAGGCAACAAUAGGCAGCAACGUGUAGCGAAAGUGGAAAAACAAACGCCCAAACGCCACCCCUUCUCAACGAGGGGCCAACGAGUGUGUUAGUAGCAAGUAGAAGAAGCAACAACGGAAUUUGCGUGACCAACAACGCGAGUGCGUGUAUUUGUGCGUUCGAAGGUGUGUGCCAAUUUCCCUCAAAACCCCCCUGCUCCCCCUUUAAACGCCUCGAUUGUGUGCCUGGCUUAUAAUUGUGCUACGUGUGUGUGUGCGUUUUGCUUGUGUGUAUGCGCAGUCGAUGCAAAGUGCGGCGUUGUUGUGGCGUUUGCUAUGCGCGCAUGAUGGAGCAGCGUGAGCCUCCAAUCGGAAGUGGGCCAUACACCGUGGGGUGGAUGGAAACGGGUGCCGGCAUACUACUUUAAAUGCACAGGCCCGCAACAACAACGACGACGACGACAACGGCGGCGGCGGUGAAGGCGAAACGCGGGCUGCAAGUGCAUCGGUGGCAGCACCAGGCGUAGUAGACGGCUAGUGAUGGCUAGUGAUGGCUGCGAUGAGCGCAUCCGUAAUCAAAAGCACGACCUCCUGCACGCGGGCAAGCAACAAUAGUGGCGCGCGAAUAGUGAGCCGCCGGAGCACACACACAGCGGCAACUGUCUACGGUUCGCGUUUACUGUGAAAAACCCCCACACAACGAAUUGUGCGUGUUUGUUUUGUGCCUUUUCCUCCAUUUUCAUUUCGUUUUUUCGUCGUUGGUUGUUUUGGUGUCUCUCGCCCCACAAAAGCCGACGCGUGGAAUCGCUUCGAAAACGGGCAGCGACGCUAAAGUGUCAAAGUAGUGUGUGAUUUGAAUUGGAUAGAGGCCACCACGGGGUUGCCAGCGGAGACCGUAGUACACAAAAAUAGCAGCAGUAGCAGUAGAAGUGGAGCGUCCAAAUAGCGCUGCGCGGAAAGCGGACAACAUUGUAUCAGAUGACUCGCUAGACGGACAGGUCGCAUACCGUCGAUCCUUCUCGAUCAUGGAUCAUCAUGGACUGUAUGCGGAUAUCUCGAACAGUUUCCCGAACCCCGGUGGUCUGCCGAGUACGAGCGUGAAGUAUCAGCUUCACAAUCCACCGCAGAUCCCACCACAGCCACCGCCCACGCUAGGAGGUGGACCAGCACCAUCUACCCUGGGAGUGAGUGCCACACGCCACCAGUUCCCGUACCAUCACCAUCAUUCCCAGCAUCAUUCUCCGCAGCAAUCAACUGCGCCAUUGCAACCGCUUGGUGGCACUUCCGGAGGCUACGGUCAAGGGCAGGAUGCUAUCCACCAGCGGCAUGCUGCUCAACACCAUCAACAACAACAACAACAAGCGCAUUCCUUGCAGCAACCUUCCGAUCUCCAGACUCGCAGUCAGCAUCACUCUACACAGAGCCAUCGCACCGUGAAUGGUGGUGGUGAUAGUGGUGGUGGGCGAGGUAGUGUCGGAAGUGGCCUGUUCCCAGACGAGACAGUUACCUUGUUCGAAUCGACUACUAACAACAACAAUUCCAGCAACAGCAGCAGCAGUAGUAGUGGAAACAGCAGCGGUAGUAGCAUUGGAGGAGCCAGUAUCAGUGUCGGUGGCGGUACCAGUACGGCGGCUACGCUUGAUAUCAACCUCAACAACACCUCCAGCAAUCCCGGCGUGUACAGCUCAAGCGUGACGAACUCGAGUACGACGCGCAAGUACGAAACCAACACCGGUGACAGCAUCACCUACAACAUCAACAACAUCAACACCAACAUUGUCAACAACAUUAGCGGUGGACCGCAUCAUCAUCCAGCUGGCGGAGCACCGACCGUGGCCGCGAUUACGAAUGGUGGCACUACGAUCGACUUUCUUGGCGCCCUAGCGACACCACAGUACCAGGGUGGUAGUGCUGGUGCUGGUGGCGUUGGUACGACCGCUGGUACCGGUGCGGCACUCGGUGGUGGUGGUGCUGGCGCUGCUGGAUCGAGUAGUGUAGUAAGCGGUGUUCAGGCUGUCAGCAAUCCAACGAUCAUCAACAUUAGCAAUAACAAUCACAACAUUAUGGCCCCACCAUAUCCGUACCAUGGUCCCCCUUCGUCCUAUCAAACCGGCGCAAAGCCAUCGUCGGCUGGUGUGGUUGGUGGUAAGUAUGGUGCACCGGGCAGUGGGCCGCAAGGUGGGCCGGGAGCUGGAUGGAAUGAGUACACCAGCCACCAUCAUCAUGAGGCCAGCGUUAUCGGGAACUUUGAGGCAAAGAACCCGAACAAAUAUCAUCACACGGCGAGCCGGAUGGGUGCCAGUUACCGCUACGCAACGGAGUACGUCGCGGCUCAACAGAUGAAUCAAUCGUCACAUCACCAGCAGCACCAGAUGCAACAGCAACAGCAGCAGCAGCAGCAUCCAGCUCAACAGCAGCAACAGCCGAGUGCGCCACAUUACGGCACACACGCAGGAGGCUAUGGAUUGUAUCAUCCGGACGGUGUGCAAGCGACACCGUUGCACCAGCAGCAGACGCAGCAGGCCGCUACCGGAACGCUACAUCCGGGCUAUGAACCGUAUCCGCAUAUCGUGCGUAACAAGUACCCAUCGAGUGGUUCCCGAUCGACCACCAACUCCGAUCUCAUGUACAACGAACGAUCUCAACGCUACCAUGGUAGCUAUCCCUCCAAUGGAAGCGCAUACCUUGCGUCAGGAGCUCCAGGGACGAGCUCCGCUGUUGCUGCUGCCGCCGCUGGGAGUGCUGCAACUCCCUACUAUCCCCAGAUGAUCCCUGGUGCGAAGGCUAUGCAUCAGCCGGUCCCAGAGUAUUACGGCAAUACGUACGUCAAACAGCUCCACCAUGGACAUCACCCACCGAACCACACUCCGUACAUACCACCGAACCGUAUGGCGUAUGCGGCGGCUCCGGGCCAAUCGGCCAACAGCUACUCCCAUACGCAUCACCCACCUCACCCACCAGCCCAUGCUGCGCACAAGAGUGCCGCAGUGUUCGGUGGUGGAUACGGAUACACCACGAACGGUGCCAGUUCCUACGAUCCCGAUCCGUACCAUCAGCGAACGAUGGGACGGGUUCCGCUGCCCCAUCCGUACGGUACCAAUGAUCCGCUGCAUCAUGCCGCGCCCGGUGCCACCGCAGGAUACGCUAGUGGUCCACCUUCCGCCAACAGCUACCAUCACCAAGCGUCACAGAUGGGCAUGGGAGGCUACUCGAACCCGAAGCUAACGUUCAGCAAAAACAUAAACGACUUCUAUUCGCCUAAUAUGGCCUCGGCUAGUAUGGCCGCCACACAGCAGCACUACACCUCUGGCCAACCCACAGCGAUGCAACCGAAUCCCGUACACCACGGAGUGCACUAUGGCAUGAAGCACUAUACCUCGCAUCAAACGCAGCUUAUGCCACCGCAGAAGCACGCACCGUCAAGUGUGCCCACGUCGGGCAGUGGCGGAACGGUCAAACCUUCGUCGAGCUGCUUCUACGAUACACCGAACCCGGUGAUCGACGUUAAUCAUCCGCUGAUCGAUCUGGAGGAGCAGAUCAAUAGUGUGAAGAUUCUAAAGAACCCACCGAUCAUGCCGGGGUCCACCAGUGGUGGAUCGAUGUACGACUCGAACCAUCCACUCAACUACGACUGUCAGCAGAUGUACCUAAAGAAUCGGUAUCUGCACAGCAAACCGUCACCGACGGCGGGAACGGUGGCGAAUGUUACCGGAUACGGUUCACCCAGUCAGUCGGCGAUGGCGAGAGGGCUUUACCAUCCUCACCAGCAUUUGCAGCAUCUGCAUUCGGAAGCUGGCCCUUACGGUGCCUAUACAACGAUGGAGGAUCUUGGUUUGGGUUCUCGGAGCUUUGCGCUCGAUGAUAGCCUAAAGGAUAAGAGUCUCCGUGACUAUCUGACCAGCUGGAGUGAGAUGGAAGAGGACGAUGGAAGUGGCGCAAAAGGUCCGGCGAAGGAAGCGAACAAUAACGUGUCCUCGCACGAGAACUUUGAAUCGUGCAACUAUCCAGACGAUCCACAACCACCAGAAGUGACGCCUAUAUUGGACGAACACAUGAAUGAGUACGAGGUCAUCGAGGGUAGUACCGUACCGACCCCUCCGUUAGAAGCAGAGCACCACGAACCGUUGGAACCUGCAAAAGCUCAACCGGUAGCAGCUCACACGGGCGUGAUUGUGGCGAACGUUCAGAACACGGGUGGCACUGGAAAUCUGCCGGACAUCCUGGUGGACAUUGAAAAACCGGUCAAACCGGGAACCGAGGAGCAACCAACGGUCACCGAGAAGGACGGGGAGAAACUGUACAUCCUUGAGACGUACGAUGUGCCACAGUCGGAGCUGAACAAGUACAAACACCUGAGUAUCAUUAACGAGCUACCGAAGAACGUGGUACCGAUAAACGAUAGUGCCGAUUCGCUAAAGUUCCUUGAGGAGAUCGAAUCAAACCGUGAGAAGUACUACCAAACCGAACUCGAAUCGGAAGUGGUGUACGAAGAUCGGAAGGUCGAAGAGCGGAUUAAGGAAGAGGACAAGGAUAAUGAAGAAGAAGAUGCUGGAUCGCAUGCACAGUGCAACGAGCAAGAGUCUACGGUUAUAGUGGAACCAAAGCUCGAAGAAAAUGUGAAGAUAGAACCAAAGGUUGAGCCUGGUCAGAACGCCGAGCAUUGUGCGGAACAGGAAGAAUCGAAACCAGAAAAAGAUGUUGGAUUAGAGUGCGAGAUGCCGGAGAAAUCUCCGAUCAACGAUGAGUCGGAGAAUGCUGCUGUAGAUACCGAGCAACCAGUAGUGGAGCCGGAAGCGCAUGAAGCGCCCGAAGUAAGUUCUAGUGUUAAUGAACCUCGAGAAGUAGUCGCAGAGGAACAACAGGAGCACAAGGAGGAGGAUGCCUUCAAAGUUCCCAAGUGUUUCCCGAAAUAUCGAAAGCGACGCUUCUACGAUUACGAUAUGCCCCGAUUCCCGAAGAAAGCCCGUCGGUCAAGCAUCGAGGAGUUUAUCAAUUGUGAUAUGGCGAAAUUCAAAGUACAAACCGUCAGACGUAACCCGAAAAGCUUACAGAAUCUGCUGCUGGAUACACUUAACUCCAAGCCAUUCCGUCACUGGGCUAAGCAGGAACUGGCUCGGCGUCGAGAGGUCAAACAGCAAUGCGAACAACCGCAGCAACAAGAAAUGCACCAGCAGGAGCUGAGGCAAGAAGAGCUGCAACAGCAAGCAAUGCGGCAACAAGAGGUGCUGGAGCAAGCGGUACAGCUGCAAGAGCUGCAGCAACCGAGACCGCAGCCGAAUAAUCAGGAGCAGCAACAGCAGGAGCAGCGGCAAGAGGAGCUGCAGCAGCAUCACCAUGAUGUUACCGAGCAGCAGCAUCAGAGGCCACAGCACGCGCAGGAACAGCAAAAGCAAGAGCAACAAUUCUCGCCUAUCCCGGUUGCAAUGGAACUGGAGGAAGACCCUGCCGAUCAGCAAUUUGCCAUAGAACUAGUGUCUGCAUCGUCCACCGAGGUACCGAGUGUUCCUACACUCCGCGAGCUCUGUUACGAACGAAUUGUAACAUCGAAUCUGUUCCUACAGCCCGAUUCACUGAAAGAGCUCUGCGAGAAAGCCAUCUGUAUCAACAAGCACCUUUAUAUCAUCGAAGAGAUCAAAAAUGAACCGCCCAGACUGCAAGAUCUAUGCAAGUCGGUACUUAGUGAGACCAAUAUCUUCAUCGACGUGACUGAUAACGAUGCCGUGUGUAUCGUCGAGAGUGACGAGGGUUUGCAGUCAAUGGAUGCGGCCUCCUCUACCGAAUGUGUGAGCGGUGGUGGUCGAGUGUUUAUUGUGGAAGAGGAUCGUGGUUCGAUCGCGGAUCUCCUGCGUGACAGUGUACAACUUCAAGAGGAAGAUCUGCUAGUGGUGCGGCAGGGCUCGGAGGAAGAGUGUGAAGACCAUGAGAUCUUUCUCGCCAACCUGGGACCAGAAGAACCUUCGCCUACUAGCGCCAUCAGCAGUGAGCGACAGGUCAUGUCGGAUAGCGAGAACGAUAUCUAUCGGCGAGUCGAACAGGAGAUUGAGAAAAUGAUGCAUACGAGUUCGUCAGAGGAUGAGUGUGACGUGAUGGUACCGGAACCGGACCAAGCUGUUGCCGAGACUGAGCUGUUUGAGUUUGAUGGCGAUACCGAAUGCAUUCAGUACGAAGAGAUCAUUCCGGUGGAUGAAGAACGUUCCCUGAAACAGCACACGAUCCGAAUGCUGCGAGAGAAGCAUGCGCCAUAUAAUGCUGAUCGACGAAGGACCAGACAACGGCUGCUUCGUAAGUACGUUGUUCACCAACGAUAUAUCCAGCUGCAAUCGAAAGUGCUCCCAAGGGAAAGUAUCUCUCUACGGGAACUGAUGGAAAGGAAAAAGCUACUCGUUGCGCCUACGCUGGUAACGGAACCAAUCGAGCAGCAGAACGAGGAUAGUAAUUGCUCCACCAGCUCUAGUAGUAGCUCCUCUAGCAAUAGUAGCUCCUCGAGUAGCUCUUCGAGCAAUUCAUCGUCCUCGAGCUCUUCUUCUUCCUCCUCCUCGUCGUCGUCUUCGCAAUCGAGCAACAAAAGCUGUCCGCCUGAUAUGGAAGAGACAAUCGAGCUGAUCGAGAGUGCAUCGGAAGAGGAACAGUUUCGAGCCCCGUUGCCUCAUGUGGAAGAGACAAUUGAGGUUAUUGAGAGUGCAUCGGAAGAAGAACAGUUGCAAGCUGCGGACCCUGCAUGCCAGGAUGAACCGAUCGAGACAAACAACAACAAAGUUCAGAUCCUGCCAUCGCCGUCCCAUUGUGAAUCUCAUAUCGAGCUCCCCAGCACAGAGCCGACAAAAUGCGAGCCAGUGAGAAGCCUCAUUCACACUACCCUAGUAGAUAGCAGUUAUGGUUGUAGCACCAGCAGCAGCGCUAGCAAUAGUCCAAGCAGCAGGAGUAGCAGCAGCAGCAGCAGAAGCAGCCAGGGCAGUGUAAGCCCUUCCACUAGUUCAUUGAGUUCUUGCGUCGGGACCCCAACGGCUGGCGAUCGUCUUCGAUCAGUGAUUGUGUCCCCUCGUCUUGGUAACAGCAACAACCAGAAGAAAAAGAAGAAGCUAUCUUUUGAAGAGAGUUUGCUGAGCAUCGAUCAGAUGUACCGCAAACCAUCCAGUCCUAAUGCAACCGUCCGUGGAGCCGCCAUGUGCGCCAGCCUGACUCUCGGUGCCUCGGUUCGUCCCAAUGUGAUUGUCAACGUGAACAACAAGCGAGAAGUGGCGCGCAAGUUGAUAAUUCCUUCGUACAAGAUAUUCGAUAGCCAGCAAUCCACCAGCAGCAGCAAAAGCAGUAGCAGCAGCAGCAGCAGUGGCAGCAGCAGUGGAGUAGAGGAUACCACUGAGAUCGAGGUGCUGCAGUUGAAUGGACAGCGUAAGUCCAAAUCGAUCGCGAUUACAGCAUCUUCCGAUGCGCGGCAUCGUCUCGAGUCAAGGGGAAAAUCGUUGACACCUCCACGGCGCAGAACAUCGAUCGGCAGCGUGUCACCAACACUGUACAGUCGGUCCAAUUCCGAGCAAGAUCGGUCCUCGCAACGAUCCACACGGGGCUUGCGGGAGAAAUCACGCCAAGCCGCGCUCGUGCGUCGCCGUAGCUGUUGCUGUUCCCCACUCCGCUCAUCACCGUUGACAUCACCACGAGGAAAUGGUACAUCAGCAUCGCCGCCGGCAACGGCCAAAACAACCACGCUAUUGGAGCUUAUGGAGAGAACCGCGCGGUCGUCGGUCGUCCCCUACGUGCGCCUCGAACGAAACGAUUACGUGGAAAAGCUGGCGGAAAAUUAUCAUCGUCAGCAGCAGCAGCAGCAGCAACAGCGUAACCCAAGGCCGUCAUAGGUUCGUGCCGCUCGUUCAAGAGCAAUUACCGGGUUGGCCAGGGGGUUUGUUCCAGGCCACGGCGCUAGCGGUGCGCGCAUGGUUUGUCAUCUCCGCGAUCGUCUAACCCGGGUUUAUCCUUGUGAAUCAUCCAUUCCAAAACGCGGUUUUAGCAAACGUUUGUAGAUUUUUUAAGUUUUUUUACUCUAAGCAAAAACAGGUUUCCCUAAAGUUAGUUAGCCAACGUGAUCUCCUUAGGCGAUGGGUUAGGUUGUAGGCCACCAGAGUUAAGGAAGAUGAUAUAAUUUUAGUCCUUAAACUAUCACAGAGAGUUUCUUAACCACCAAAUAUGUUAAUAUUCGAGGAAACGUUUUAAAAUAUCGUAAAAGAUGAGAGAAUAGGGAAGAAAAGUAAAGUUUAAAAAUCUGUAUUUCUCUCGUUUCCGCUCCAAUUCGUAUAAAAUUUUCACAGCAUACCCAAAACAGGAACACAAUUCAGGGAAAAAUGUGAAAUGUACACCGCACCCCCUCCAUUGAAUUUUCCAGAAGUAUUUUCCGAUUUUUCAUUCGUUGUUCUCGGAAGCGACACUAGCGCCCUCUCGGGGGGAACAUACGCCAGAAACCGCAUAGAGAACGCUGGCGUCGCUUGCUGGCACAACAGGCGAAUCGUAGGUCAAAAACGUAUCUUGAAAAAACGUUGGAGGUGGAUGGCGUAAUUUCUAUUUUCCCGAAUUUCCCAUUUAAUUUCCCCAUUUUUCCCUGAAUUUUAGUCGUGUUUUGAGCAUGCUGUGAAAGUUUUACAUCAAUCGAAGUAGAAAUGACAAAGAUACUGAUUUUUAAUCUUCACUGACGGUUUUGUGAAUUUUGCUUUUCUUUCUUUUGGUUUUAAGAAACAACAAAGUACAACAGAAUUUAACAUAAAGCAACGGCACCGAUGCGGGGAAAGCAAAGCAGAGGAGCUUAGUAUCACUCAUCUAGUCAGGAAGCAACAUGUAGUUCGUUGAGGAGUGUUUAGAUGAGAAUGGAUAUUCAAUCUUUAGGAGUACUGGUUAAGGACACAGGCGUGCAAAGCGGUUCAAGGGAAUAGGGAAUUAAGGGGCUGAUUAGAAAAGUUAAGUAUUAUUUUUACCCACCAUAGUUGUAGGGUGCACACGUGUGACCGGUUAUAGCAGCAGACCGGAUAGCGGCACCGGGGGCUUACGAGUUUGAAAAAAUCACGAAUUGAUUUAAAAUUGGUUUUAUUACUUAUUCAGUACGAUACGGUAUGAUUUCUAUGUAGAUUUUAAAAGUUCUUGUGCAAAUAUUGGUUGAGCCAUGUGUGUUGACUGCAAAAACAGAUAGAUUUCAGUUAAAAUCGGUUAAAAUUAAACAGUGUUAAAAUUGAUUUAGCUAUUCGCGGCCACUAUAUGCUACAGGAACCGAAUGUAAAACUAUAACGUAAAUUAUUGAAAAAAAUAAAACAUGUCAGUGCCUUCAGGUGUUAAUGAAGACGAGAGUAUAUAGAGCAAAAGAUUGAAACGUACUACGAGCAGCUGCCGUAGUACGAAUAUGUCGAGCAGGAAAUCACUACAAAAACCCCAUACCAAAUACAGCAGAUAAUCACACGCGGACCGAUGGUGGUAGGUUACUUUAUGCGCUAGGAGCUUGUCAGUAGGAGCAGAAAAUUAGUGGUAGUUCUUAAUCACACACACAACACUGGACAGCAUAAAGCAUAUGGGCAAAAGGGUAGCACGCACCGUGUAAGAGGCAGGUAUUUUACAGCAUUUGAUAAAAGACAAUUUAAAUGUAAGCCCUCGCCGGGGGCAGGAGCAGCAGCAGCAACAGUAGCACACAUCACAGCACGACUGGCGUGGCGUUUGAGAGUGUUUUAGCGAAACAUUUACAUUUGGGAACAGAAAACGGAGUCUAUCUUUCUCAAUUCCCUAGCGCAUCAACUAAACCCCCCAGGUAGAGCAUAAUUGGGAGACUAUUAUCCUUUUAGGAUGUUAUAAUGCCGUAGUUCGUGAUGCGUGUUGUGGAAAAGCGAAACCGUUUGUGUUUUAUCGCGUUUAU
Molecule: messenger RNA, 11021 nt
Organism: Anopheles darlingi
Lineage: Eukaryota; Metazoa; Arthropoda; Insecta; Diptera; Culicidae
Exons: 3
Coding region: 2167-8991 (2274 amino acids)
Biological process (GO): regulation of transcription by RNA polymerase II
Cellular component (GO): nucleus
Molecular function (GO): transcription cis-regulatory region binding
Source: RefSeq, a predicted model, not a curated record